AUGUCUUCGCCAAGUUCAACACGACCUCCACCUCGUAGGAAGAGAUUUAUUCCUAAUUAUGAUGUUCCUGGUGUAUACACAGUAACUCUUGGUGAUGAAACACAACAUCAAAUCGAAAUGGCAAUCGGUUUUCAAAUUAAUGCCCAAUAUCCAUGGAAAAUGGUGAGUAAAGCAAAGAUCAUGGAAAAUAUCAAUGUAGGCGUAGAACUUUCCGAAUUCUACACUAUAAGGGAACAUAUUGAGGAUUAUCCAGAAGAAGAAUUGCUCAUGGGUUACAUAGUAGAUGAGUCGAAGAAUAUUGAUGAAUUCUAUGUAUGUUGUACAAUUGAGGCAAGGGAUCAUUGUUCGCAACAAUCUCAAAAAUUUAUUAGACGUCAGGAAAAGAAAUUAGAAAAAGCAGUUCAAAAGAAACCUAGACCAUGGAUAAGUUUAGGAAGUGAAGCAGAAAUAUCUGAAUUGGAAGUCGUCAAUACCAGGAAUUUAAUGGAGUUGGAAAUAAAAGCCAAAUUUCCUACUGAGUAUCAACCUGAAGCAUUUCAUACUAGAGAUACGGAAAAGGUAAGAGAUGGUCUCAUAGAGUUAACACCAUAUCGGCAAAAAUUUAACAAUGUUUAUGCAAAAAGAGUUGACUGUGGAUCUCAAAUUACAUAUCCUGUGCUUAAUAAUGUAGCACAAACGCAACUGAGAUAUCCACAAAACAAGUGGACUCAAUCUAUCGCUGAUGUUUUAGGUAAAAUAGGUGAUAUCGAUGGAGGUGGCGAUGCAGGAAGAUUUGAAGAUCUCGAUGAUGAUGAUAGAAGCUCAGAUGACGAAAAUAUUUUGAAAAAAGAAUCCUUUGAUGAAGUAGGUUUAAUUGCCUAUAGGAAUGCAAUGAAACUAAUGCGUCGCAAGUCGUAUAUAAAAAAAAUUAACAAAUUUGUUUACUCUAAAUCAAGUGAACUAGAAUCUAUGGUAGAACUUAAUGCAGUAAUGGAUAUGUAUUAUAAUGAUUACCAAAACCUUGUUAGUCAAGAACAUUUGGAAAAUCUUGGUACUAUGGUAUUCGAUGAGUAUGUUUGCUUUACAGAUGUGAGAGCUAAAGAGAAAUAUGUAUCAUGUGCAGCAUUUCAUCCCAUGUGGUCUGGUAUUGUUGCCAUUUCCUAUGCAGACGUAUCGCCAACCGUUAUGAAAUCAUUUUCGUCAUCUGUGCCCCGUGAUAUAAUACGAAGAGCUGUUUACGGUUUAAACCCUGUUAUGAUUUGGAGCCACAUAGACAGCUUAAUACCGAAAUUAUACUUGGAAGCACCACGUGAGGUCAAAAUACUUUCAUUUUGCCCAUUUAAUGAAAACAUUUUAAUUGGUGGUUUAAUUAAUGGACAAGUUUUGGUAUGGGAUUUAACUCACAAACUAGAAAAUGUGGAAAAAAUUGAAGUAUUAAGUGAAACAAGAGAAAAAUACCGAAUCGCAAUGAAUGCGCAUAUGGGAUGGAUGAAACCAGUUCAGGACAGGGCGGUAGUAAGUGCUACUGCUUGUAGUAAUUUAAUGACUUGUCAUUUGGCACCGGUUACGGGAAUCAAAUGGGUGCCGCCAAAUUAUUUAGUCACACCUACUGGAAAAACCAUAAAGGCACCUGACGAUAAAUCACCAUUACAGUUUAUGACAACCUCUGAAGAUGGAACAAUUUUAAUUUGGGAUAUAUCAGUAGAUAGCACGUUACUACUGAGCGUUAAGAAAAUAAAGAAAUCGAAGAGAAUUGCGCAUAGACCUUCAGAUUUACUUGUAGAUAUUUCACCUCUUAAGGUGUUAGACCGUAUUCUGCAGCCGAUAUAUAAAAUAAUUAUAGGUGAAGCAGGAAAAUCUUCCAUAUAUUCUAUAAAGAGUUUUGCAGCAACACCACCAAGUGUUAAAUAUAUUUACACUCCCAGAAAUAACGGAAGUGGUAGAAAAUAUUUUACUUGUGAAAUCCAAGAACUGGAAGGAAGAAGGAACGAUGUCUAUCUUGGUACACAAACUGGUGGACUAACACGUGCAACUUGGGAAGGACAUGAAUUUAAUACAGGUGAAGUGGUUAACGCCGAGUUCAGCGACAUAAAAUUUUGUUGUAAUAUACAUGAUGGACCUAUAGUAGCCACUCACAAAAAUCCUAAUAUGGAUUCUGUUACUUUGACUGUAGGAGGUAAAAUAUUCGCAAUAUGGUCUGACCAUUUAAAUGGUCGACCAAUAAUCUGGAAAAGGCGUCCAUACCGAUUGACAGAUGGAGUAUGGUCACAGUACAAACCAAGUGUAGUAUUUCUUGCAAAUUCUGAAGGGGCCCUUGAAACUUGGGAUCUUGUUUUAAUAAGUGACAAACCUGUUUCUGUACAAACGCUCUCAGGAACUAUGCUAACAGGUGUUAGCUUACAUACAUUGCCUUUAACUAAAAAUAUAUUAGGUGUAAGUGAUGUCAAUGGUUCGUUUAGGUUGUUUAUAUAUCCACCCGUAUUUAUGUUAGUAAAACCGAAGUAUAUACAUCGCAUGAAGGCCCUGGUUGAACGAGAAUUGAAAGUUAUAAGAUCUUAUAUUACUUGGCAGGCUGAUUUUGUGAAAAAGCACCCAAAUAUUUUGCUGGAGAUAAAACAAAAAGAAGGUUUAAUUCUAGCUGAAAAGGAAGAAGAAAGGCGAAGGGCAAAAGAAGAAUUAGAGAAACAACAAGAAGAAGAAAAUGAAGUCAAAAGAUUGGAGAGAUUGAAAUAUAUAGGGCCCGAGGAAAGAUGGCAAAAAACAAUUCAAAAGUUAAUAGAAAGAACAAUUGCAGUAAAAAAAAGAAUUAACAGAGCAUUGUUAUUUGAACAAGAGAAACCUUUAAGAGAAUUAGAAGCACAGCGUUUGGUAAAGGCAAGAAGGAUGUUAGAAAUAAUGAAAAAUCAGAAAGCUAUUUUUAAUGACACUGUAGCUAUUCUUUUUCCAGAGGCAAUUAAGAAACCAUUAAAACCAAGAAAAAGUUUAAUUACAGAUAAUAAACCGGCAAUGAAAAAGGAAUACAUGGAAGAUUAUAAACAUAUAAACAUAACUGCAUCUAAAAUGGUACGAAAUAAUCCGUACAUAGCAAAAUUUUCCUGGGAAAGCACUUUCGCUGAGGGUAAAGAAAGAAGGGCUUCUCUAUUCUACAAAAAUGACUAUGUAAAAUUGCAUUUUUCAAGGAUUGAGGAGGAAAUGAAAGAGGAUGAUGACCAGUAUGACAUCACACUAUCUGAAUCAAAACAAGAAAGCAAAGUUAUAAGUAGUUCAGCGUCAUUUAAGAAGUCCUUCCUGGACUUAAUUUAG
Molecule: messenger RNA, 3282 nt
Organism: Spodoptera littoralis (African cotton leafworm)
Lineage: Eukaryota; Metazoa; Arthropoda; Insecta; Lepidoptera; Noctuidae
Source: the annotation of a GenBank genome assembly